AUGGCCCUUACACCCCUAGAAAAAGCCGCCAGUGGAGCCUUGGCGUCGGCCAUUGCCAACACCUUGGUGUACCCGUUGGAUUUGAGCAAAACAAUCAUCCAGACCCAGGUCAAAAAGCACGACUCAAUGCUGCCUAGCAGCAGCGUGGAGGGCGACAUUAUGAGUGCCAGCACGGGAGACGACUCCGUUCUUGUGAGCCGCAAAAAGAACGCCUUGAAGUACAAAAACACCGUGGACGUGUUACAGAAGAUCCACGCGAAAAAGGGCGUGUUGGGCUGGUACCACGGGUUGUUUUCGUCCAUCUUGGGCUCUGCGGCCCAGAACUUCUCCUACUUCUACUGGUACUCGGUCGUGCGGCAGGCGUAUGCGCUGCUCACCAAAACCGCCGCCACCCGCAAGCAUCUGACGGUGCUCGAGUUGUUUUUGGGGGCAUUGGCCGCGGCCAUCUCGCAGCUAUUCACCAUGCCGAUUGGCGUGAUCACCACGCAGCAGCAGACCGACAAGGAGCACCGCUCGUUGUACCAGUUGGCCCGGGAGAUCUAUGUGCACGACGGCGUGCAUGGCUUCUGGAAGGGCUUGAAGGUGUCGUUGGUCUUGUGCAUCAAUCCGUCCAUCACCUACGGUUCGUACGAGCGGUUGAAGCAGAUUUUCUUUGAGAACAAGGAGUUCUUGGGGCCCUUGGAGAGCUUCUCGCUCGGCAUGUGUGCCAAGUCGCUAGCCACGCUCUCGACGCAGCCGUUGAUCGUGUCCAAGGCAAUGCUCCAGAAGAAGGUGGCGAAAAAAACGGCUGCAAAAGACAGCGGAAGUGUGGAGACAGAGACUCCUGAUCACGAUGACGACAUCCACUUCAAUAGUUUUGUGGAGGCCUUGGCCCACUUGUGGCAGACAGAGAAAAUCCGGGGGUUGUACAAGGGCGUGGCGCCGCAGUUGUUGAAGGGAGUCAUAGUGCAGGGCAUGUUGUUCAUGUUCAAGGACCAGUUGGACUUGCUCUUCCUUGCCUUUUUGAGGAUGCUCAAGGCAAGAAAGAAAUUGCGCAUUGUCUGA
Molecule: messenger RNA, 1044 nt
Organism: Metschnikowia bicuspidata var. bicuspidata NRRL YB-4993
Lineage: Eukaryota; Fungi; Ascomycota; Pichiomycetes; Serinales; Metschnikowiaceae
Gene: ANT1
Product: Ant1p
Exons: 1
Coding region: 1-1044 (347 amino acids)
Biological process (GO): viral RNA genome replication
Molecular function (GO): RNA-directed RNA polymerase activity
Source: RefSeq, a predicted model, not a curated record